AUGGUCGAGAAACUCGGGUCGCACCUGCAGCGCGGCGGGGCUGUCAUCCCUGCAAGCCACAGGCGACAGGGAACCGUGCACUUGGUCGCUUUCCUCGCAGAUGUCAGCCUACGCAUAUCGUUCGCCCACGCUCUGCACGCCCGGCCCCAUCUCAGAUGCGCUCAGAUCGACAGGUACACCAUGGACGCCCGUCAAGCUGCCUUCCAACGGCCACCCGACCGCCCUAUGAUCCAUAAUCCGAACCACCAGCCCUCGCCGCAGACGUACACCGGCUACGCUCCCCCGACGCCGCAGCCACAGCAGCCACUGCACGUUCCCUUCUCGCAAGACCCGUACGCGGCGGCCCGACGCGACCCAUUCCUCCCCACGACCGCACAACACGUCCGACGCAGCAGCCAGGGCAUUUCGGGAGGAGACAAUGCGCCGCAGCCCCAGGCAGAGCGGCAGGGCGGCUGGACACACACAGGGUUGUGGGGACUGUUCAGACUGCGUCAACUGGCAGGCCCGUUCGCCAUCCAGGCGCAAUGGGGACAUGUCUCGAGCAUUGGUGGCACAGUCCGCGUGGCCUACAACUUGGUCGUUGUGGGUGGAGGCGAGUGGUUGCUGCGUGCGGAGCGCUACUUGUUGCAUGACACGUCGAAUGCAGAAGCUCCAGCAUCUCACAGUUCACCGCCUGUUGCAUUGCGCCUGGAUGUUUUUGGUGCACCAUGCAGUCUCUGGACGGAGACUGUGGACGGUGCUGCAUGCAUCUGGUCUCGUGCAGGACGGCCAUGCGCUGCGCUGGGCGGCCUCUAUUUGGCGUACGGCUUCGAUGCUGCGCGCAGAAACUCGCUCAACGGCGGCAGCCCCCCGGCUCCCUAUGGAGCUCCACCCCAUGACACUCCUGCACCGCCAUCCUUUGCGCGACCACACAUGCCCCCGCCAUCAUCGCCCCAGCAGCACCACGCAUCGCAGCCGCAACGUGCCCCCUACGCUUCGAAUUUUGGCGCCAACAGAGAGCUCCCGGGGCUAGGCUCAGCGCAUCGUCCGGGCAGCAGCAUGUCCAUCUCGUCCCUUAUCGGCGGCGGUGAUGCUGGUGCACCCGCGCAGACAUCACAAUCACAGCCGUCACCUGUUACAAACGCGCAGUCCGUCGCUGGUCACAGCAUGCAGCCACCGUCGCCGCGCCGCGGCCUGCCACCCGGUCCACGAUCAGACUUCGCACCCUUUCCGCGACAGCCAUCGCCCGACCGAAGUAUGUAUGGCGGCAACGCAUCAAGAGCACCGGGUGGGCAGAAUUUCUCGGCAGGAUCCCCUUCACGGUCCUACAGCAAUCAAGGAUCUCCAGAGCUCGGCCGACAGUCGUUGCCUCCAUCAAACCAAACGUACAAGUUCCUUGGCCAGCGACUGUACGGACAGGCGUCAAACGACGCUGUCGCACGAGACCACCAACAAGCUGCUGCAAACGUGCCCCCGAGACCAAACAGCCAGCCCACCGGCCCAGUGGCAGCUCGCGACAUUGGCAGGCCUCCAUAUGAUGCUAUGGCGGGACGGCGCAGCGCAUACGGGCCACCUGAAGAGCGGCGACGAACGCUUGGAGAAUCGCACCACGCGCGCCCAAACACCGCGGAGCUUCUAGGCAUAGCUAGUCAAGGCCCAACCGCCAGAGACAGACCCACGACGGUACAGCCCGUGUCGCAAUCCGCUUUUAGUCCGCCUCGUGACCAGCACACGAUGCCUGGUCCGAACGAUCCACCCCGCGGUGUCUGGCGCCAUUCUGCACCCGUUGACGCGCCUCGCGAUGCCAUCGACAGUCGGAGAGAGGAUCCUGCUGCAUCGCAGCGUCCCUACGGUCCCUAUCACUCCCCGUCACAUGCGCCCUCGCGCUUCGAUGGUCAGAGUGGUGAAACUAUGGCACAGCAGCGAAGUAUGGAUCGUAUGAACAACCGAGUAGUAGAACAGUACCACGCUGCACCGACUUCAGAUCCCAACUCCAUCGACCGCCAAAAGACAGAACCUCUUGCUCGGUCGCUGUCGUCUAGGUCGCUGUACGAAUAUCCGCGCAGAAUGGGCGAGGAGAUGCAGCAUUCGAAGUCACACAUUGGAUUUGGCCUCGAAGCAAGCAGGAGGACGGGUCGCGCCUCUCCACUGCCACAAGCUGUACAGGGAGCUCAAGCACAGCCCAUGUCAAUUGGCAAAGACCCUGGCAUCAAGAGCGAAUUUGGGCGCAUGUUUUCUGGUCUCGGCAGCGGUCUCGGAUCAUCUACUCCAUCGCGUGGUAGUCCACUACCCCACAACGGGCAAGGCCCCUUUGCACAGGAUCCCGAGUCUGGAGAUAUGAUGAUGAGGCUACAGCGCGUAAACUCGCAGCAAGGCAGAAAGUCCAAACGCGUCAAGGACGAGGACGUCUUUGAUGCCGAUAGCAACGAUGGGCGGGGUACACCUUCUGGAGUGCGCGGAGCGAAGCGCAACAAGUACACACAUGCUGGCCAUCACCACCACCAUGUGCCACAUCAUCAGGCUUGGAAAUUUGCUAACAAGAUAGUCACCAUCACCACCAUCACAAACCUGACGACGAACUACUUCAAUCCAACACGUCAACUCCACUCAACGGACGACAAGGCAGUCUUCCCCAGAAUGGCCCCGGCCAACCAGUACACCACCACCAUCACAUCCAGGGUACACCACAUCAUCAUCAUCAUCACCAUCACCAUGCGCCCCGAGGCGGACCACAAGGCCCGUCGCCCCCGCGGCAGCGACAGCACAUUGUCCUUGAACGACAUCUUUGGGGCGCUCGUGUAUACCGGGACGACUCAGAUCCCGAUUGCCGCUGCCAUCCACUCGGGGUGGAUUCGCGGAGAAUGGGACGAGACAGUCGAUGUGACCAUGCUUGACCCACGUAUCACAGCUCCGAACGACGCCAAAGAUGCCGACGAUAUCCUCACGAAGCCUCCGGCUGCACCUGUUACUCCUCCUACCGACAUGGAUCUACAGAUCGAGAUUCUCAUUCUGCCUCAACUGCAAGAGUACGAAGGGACAGUCGAAUACGGCAUCUCCAGCAAGAAGGGCAAGGCGCAUGAGGGCCUCAGCUUCAUGAUCAACAAGGUCAAAUGGGUAGAGGAAGCCUUUGGAAGCCGAGGCCAAGAACGCACCGCCGCGGCUCUGAAGCGCCGACUUGACGCUGGUGCCUCACUUUUGGCACUCAAAAGCGGAUUCGACGACACGCACCGAGCGAACGGGAUGGCGCAACUGCUUGUUUGA
Parastagonospora nodorum SN15 is the source of this 3240-nucleotide messenger RNA. RefSeq lists its product as hypothetical. NCBI's taxonomy places the organism in Eukaryota, Fungi, Ascomycota, Dothideomycetes, Pleosporales, Phaeosphaeriaceae. The coding region runs from base 1 to 3240 and encodes 1079 amino acids. The transcript is spliced from 8 exons. The record is from RefSeq and is a predicted model, not a curated record.